CGGGCGGCGCUCUGUUUCGCGACAGCGGGGGUUGGGUGGACGCCGGAUGCCGAUUCAUGGCCGCGGCGGCGACGGUGGUGGUGAUGGCGGCGUCCGGAGGGCCGGUGCUGAACGGGGCGGAGGCGACCGUGGCGGGGCUGAAGGAGGCGGCGGGCAUGUACGAGCAGCUGCGGGCCGAGUGGAACCGCAAGAACCUCAACCUCAACAAGUGCGGGGACCUGCUGGGCCGCCUGAAGCUAGCUCUGCUUGAACUCAACUUCCUCCCGACCACAGGGACAAAGCUGACUAAACAGCAACUUAUUUUGGCAAGAGACAUCCUAGAAAUCGGGGCGCAGUGGAGUAUCCUGAAGAAAGACAUCCCGUCCUUUGAGAGAUACAUGGCCCAGCUCAAGUGCUACUACUUUGAUUACAAAGAUGAGUUACCAGAGUCGGCCUACAAGCACCAGCUGUUGGGCUUGAACCUCCUCUUCCUGCUCUCCCAGAACCGUGUCGCCGAGUUUCACACCGAGCUCGAAAGGCUACCAGCAAAAGAGAUUCAGACCAACGUUUACAUCAAGCACCCUGUGUCUCUGGAACAGUACCUGAUGGAAGGCAGCUACAACAAAGUCUUCCUGGCAAAAGGUAACAUCCCAGCCGAGAGCUACGCUUUCUUCAUAGACAUCUUACUGGACACGGUCAGGGAUGAAAUCGCCAGCUGCAUCGAGAAGGCCUACGAGAAGAUCCUGUUCAGUGAGGCCACCCGCAUGCUCUUCUUUACUCCAAAGAAGAUGACCGACUAUGCCAAGAAACGCGGUUGGGUCCUGGGCCCCAACAACCACUACUGUUUCAUAGGCCAGCAGCAGAAGCCAGAAGACACGACAAUUCCCUCUACAGAGCUAGCUAAACAAGUUAUUGAAUACGCUCGGCAGCUGGAGAUGAUUGUCUAGCAGGCCCUUGCCACCCUGCGCUGGGACUGCAGGCUGCUCAUUUCCUGCAUUUUAGCCUUUAUAUUCCACUUCCCAUCCAGCGGGCAGUCUUUUCUUACAGAGAAAGGGGGUGGGGGUCAAGGGGGGUUGUGUUUUUUUUUUUAAGUCUAUUUCUCCUGGGAUGCCAGAGUAAAUAUAAAGUGGGCCUAUCUGUGUGUCAUUAACAGUUAAGUUGUUUCUUGGUCCCAGGUGGAAAAAAAAUGUUCUGGAUGUGGAAGCAGGGAACGGACUGAUCUUGGGCUGCUCUGACUUUAUGGGAUUUAAAAUUCCCUUUGAGGAGUGCCCCCCCCCAACUUAUCCAUUGCUGAUGUUCAGAAAUACGGCAGGAGCUUCUGGUUGCAAUGGAAACAGACUCUUCCCGCUUCCUGGUCAGCACAGGCUUUAAAGAAAAGGCCUUCAAGAAUUAUGUUCAAACUUCUGAUUUUUGUUUUGUUUUGUUUUUAUUUGGGUACCGUGCGGCUGUUGGUUUUGUGCAAAGUCACUUAAAGGGAUGACUGGUUCAAUAAACAAAAACAUGCUCUUCUAUAAA
Pogona vitticeps (central bearded dragon) is the source of this 1494-nucleotide messenger RNA. RefSeq names its product proteasome 26S subunit, non-ATPase 8 (gene PSMD8). The record is from RefSeq and is a predicted model, not a curated record. Lineage: Eukaryota; Metazoa; Chordata; Lepidosauria; Squamata; Agamidae. Gene Ontology annotation, biological process: proteasome-mediated ubiquitin-dependent protein catabolic process. Gene Ontology annotation, cellular component: nucleus; proteasome regulatory particle, lid subcomplex; proteasome regulatory particle.